AAUUGCAUAAUUCAAAAGAGGAUACUCUUUCAAUAUCUGUAUACUGUUUUCAUUCAUUUUCUCCAAUUUCAGUGAAAUCUUUCUUCUUCUUCUUCACUCCAAUGUCCGAUUCUACCGAAAAUCGUAGCCCCUUAGGGAAAGAGAUCUUGAUGUCCAUCCACUGCAUUAUGAAAUCUCACUCUCGCCAUUUCCAUGUCCUUUCAAUCCUCUUCCUCUUGCCUAUCUUUUUCACUCUCGUCAUAUAUCCUUCUUUCCACCUCGCAUUCUUUCAUCCCAAUUACAGUUUCUUUCAACUUCACUCGUACAUAAUCUCAGUGACCGCUUCCGAAGUUACUGUACUUCUGGUGUACACUCUGUUUGUCGUCCUGUUUUUCCUCUGUGCUGUAGCUACUAUUACAUAUAGUGCUGUUCAAGUGUCCUAUGAUAGACCUAUCAGCCUUGUUUCGUCUAUUAAAUCUAUCAGAAACUCCUUCUUCCCCCUUCUCUCCACCUGUAUCUUUUCUCACACCAUUUUCAUUUCGAUCACGAUGCUGUUGUUUUUUUCAGUCAAAAUUGGAAUCAAAUACGACUUGAAUCACCUCGGGUUCAUGUUCAUUCUCGUGAUCGUUCCAGUACUGUUAUGGCUACAGGUGAACUGGUCAUUAGCUUAUGUGAUAGCAGUGGUUGAAUCAAAAUGGGGUUUCGAAACACUGAGGAGAAGUGCGUAUUUGAUGAAGGGGAUGAGCUGGCUAACUUUCUGGACGCAUUUGUCGAAUAUGCUGAUUUACGUUCUUCUGUUGGGAAGCUUGGUGGCCUUUGGUUCCAUGGUUUUAGUCAUUUUGGAUGCCGCGGAAGGUAAUCAGUGGCGGAGUUUCGGAGUGAUAUCGCAGACACUGUUGUAUUCAGUGCUGGGAUUUGUUGUGAUGAACUACUAUCUUCUGGGAAAUGUAGCUACGUACAUGUAUUGUAAGGACUUCAAUGGUGAAAAAUCAUCGUUGGAGAUCGGAAACAAGUUCACAGGCGCUAGCGAGUAUGUAUCUAUGCCAUUGGGCGGUGAGAAAAAUCAUGCUAUUGUGUAACAUGGUGUGUUGUUAAAUUACUCUAGGUAGUGUCUUAAAUCGUGUGUGAUGCUUGGUAUGAAGAACAUAAGACAAUGUUAAAGAAAAAGAAAACAGCACGGUGGACUAAGCUCCCUCUGUGUGGGGGGGACUGUUUUCACGGCUCAAACCCGUGACCUCUAGAUCAUGUAACAACAACUUCACUAGUCAUGUCAAGAUCCCCUUCCAAGAGCACAAAGCAUGUUUACUCCAUGAAGCUAUUCAAAUUGGAGUUUGUUGUAUAUUAUUAGCACUAUUCUCGUAGUUUCUUGUUCCUAUUUCGACUCUAUCAUCGGUAAUUUUGUGUUCUUAUUAUUGUAUUAUUUCGUUGUCGCUA
This is a messenger RNA of Capsicum annuum, 1413 nucleotides long. RefSeq lists its product as uncharacterized. Lineage: Eukaryota; Viridiplantae; Streptophyta; Magnoliopsida; Solanales; Solanaceae. The coding region runs from base 102 to 1058 and encodes 318 amino acids. The transcript has a single exon. The record is from RefSeq and is a predicted model, not a curated record.